Molecule: messenger RNA, 783 nt
Organism: Grus americana (Whooping crane)
Lineage: Eukaryota; Metazoa; Chordata; Aves; Gruiformes; Gruidae
Exons: 2
Coding region: 1-627 (208 amino acids)
Source: RefSeq, a predicted model, not a curated record
AUGCCGACACCGCCGGGGCUCAAUGUCGAAAGUCUCUACCAGGCGCUGGGGGCGGCCGCCAAGGCUGGUGCCAGCGAACUGGAACAGGAGCUGAGAAGGAAUCACCAGCGCCGUAGACGUCUGUGGGUGGUCCAGAUCUUCGCCCUGGUGCUGAUGCUUCUCUUUGCCCCCCUGUUGUCCCUGGACGUGGUGCGGGAGGUGCUGGGGGUGACACAGGAGACCCACCUCGUCCCCUGCCUGGCCACCAUCACCCUCCUCUGCCAGGUGGCCCUGUGGGGUGCGGGGAUAUCCAAACGUCACUUGGCCACCGCCGCCAGCCACCAGCGUCACCAAGCCCUCCGCUACCGUCGCCUGGCUCGGGAUGCCGCCGCUGCCGCCGCCGCCGCCACCGAGGCCAGCGAGGCCAUCGCCGCUGCCAAUGUCACCCUGGGGAUGUUGGAGGAGGUAACCAGUCACUUGAGGUCACUGGUGGACGCUGUCACCCAGGACCUGGAGAUGGCCCGGGGCUUCUCUGCCAGCGCCCGUGCCCUUGGGGACGCUGUGGUGGCCUUGGGGACAGUGAUGGGGGACAAGGAGGGGACACAGAGGUUGGCCCAGGCAUUGGAGGCUCUGCCAGGGGAUGAGUAGGGACGGGGACACCGGCAGGACGUCCCUUCUCCGUCCUGAGGACACCGGGAUGUCCCUCCUCCUGGGGACAUUGAGGACAUUCCCUUUGUGGUCCAAGGACACAAGGGACGAGUUGGUGACACCGUGCCCUGUCCUCCAAUAAACCUCAGGAACACA